Messenger RNA from Fundulus heteroclitus (mummichog), 6568 nucleotides. It is a transcript of the gene wnk4a, whose product is annotated as WNK lysine deficient protein kinase 4a. The record is from RefSeq and is a predicted model, not a curated record. NCBI's taxonomy places the organism in Eukaryota, Metazoa, Chordata, Actinopteri, Cyprinodontiformes, Fundulidae. Gene Ontology annotation, biological process: protein phosphorylation; intracellular signal transduction; positive regulation of potassium ion import across plasma membrane. Gene Ontology annotation, cellular component: cytosol; cytoplasm. Gene Ontology annotation, molecular function: protein serine/threonine kinase activity; potassium channel inhibitor activity; ATP binding. The coding region runs from base 218 to 4786 and encodes 1522 amino acids. The transcript has 21 exons.
ACACAGCCCACUGGAGCUUUGUUGAUAUUGGCUGCUCCGUCCUUUCACAGGAGGUUAUGUCUUCAGGUCUUUCGGAGGAAGACGAGAGCUUCAAAAGCGCAGAGGAAAGGGAAAGCUAAUUAAGACUUUCACUGUGCGUGAAAUUCGCGCAUCGCUUUCAUGGGUGACGCCUUUCCCAAAACGAGCUCUGGAUCUGGAAGGCGUUGAAGCGGCCACGAUGUCUAACGCUCAGGUUGAGAUCCCAGGACGCGGCUUCCCAGGCCUCUCCGUGGACAUGACGGACGACUGCCUGUCCCGCACCGUGCUCCGGACGCACGGCUUGAACGCGCGGAGGAACUCCUACUGCCUGCAGAAAAUCACCAUGGACAUCGAUUCGCCCCUGUACAGCAGCGCCCUCUCCAAAGCGCUCUCCUGGUCGGCGGAGAACAUCCUGACGCUCACAGAGUCCCGAGUGGAGGAGGAGGAGAAAGCGGACGAGUCUCCGCAGCAGCUGUCUCCCGUCUCCAGCCAGGACGCCAGCGCCGACGCGCCCUCGGUCAGCCAGGAGCCCGACGCGGUAGAGUCCUCCGGAGGAACCUGGCCCUCGGAGCGCAGGUCCAAAGCUCACGAUGCCAGCUCGGACUCUGACAACGAGCUCCAGAACAGACAAAACAAGGUCCUGUCCCGCAUCAUCUUUGACACCCAGUGGGAGCAGGAGGAGAAGGAGGACGUGGAGACCAAAGCGGUGGCGACCUCUCCUGAUGGGAGAUACCUGAAAUUCAACAUAGAGAUCGGAAGGGGUUCCUUCAAGACGGUGUACAAAGGUUUGGACACGGAGACAACAGUGGAGGUGGCAUGGUGUGAGCUGCAGACACGUAAACUGACCAAAGCGGAGCGGCAGCGUUUCAGCGAGGAGGUGGAGAUGCUGAAAGGGCUGCAGCACCCGAACAUCGUCCGUUUCCAUGACUCGUGGAAAUCAACAAUGAAGGGCCACAAGUGCAUCAUCCUCGUAACUGAACUAAUGACCUCGGGCACGCUCAAGACGUACUUAAAGAGGUUCAAGGAGAUGAAGCUGAAGCUGCUGCAACGCUGGAGUCGCCAGAUCCUCAAAGGACUUCACUUCCUGCACACGCGCACUCCCCCCAUCAUUCACCGGGACCUCAAGUGUGACAACAUCUUCAUCACCGGCCCCACCGGCUCUGUUAAGAUUGGAGAUCUGGGGCUGGCCACUCUCAAAAGUGCCUCCUUUGCUAAAAGUGUCAUCGGAACUCCGGAGUUCAUGGCCCCAGAGAUGUACGAGGAAAAGUAUGACGAAGCAGUGGACGUCUACGCCUUGGGAAUGUGCAUCCUGGAGAUGGCCACCUCUGAGUACCCGUACUACGAGUGCCAAAACGCCGCGCAGAUCUACCGCAAAGUCACCAGUGGCAUUAAACCUGACAGCUUCUACAAAGUCAAAGUCCCAGAACUCAAAGAGAUCAUCGAGGGCUGCAUCCGCAUGAUCAAAGAUGAAAGGUACACCAUUCAGGACCUUUUGGAGCACCCCUUCUUCCAGGAGAACAACGGCGUGCACGUGGAGCUGGCCGAGGAGGACGACAUGGUGAAGUCCGGGCUGAAGCUGUGGCUGCGCGUCGACGACACCAAGAAGCUUCACGGGAAGUACAAGGACAACAACGCCAUCGAGUUCCUCUUCGAGCUCUACAAGGAUGUGCCUGAGGAGGUGGCUCAGGAGAUGGUCGUGCUCGGCUUUGUGUUCGAGGCAGACUUCAAAACCGUGGCCAAGGCCAUACGGGACCGAGUGACGGCCAUCAAGAGGCAGAGGGACAAGCUGAGGCGGCAGGCGGAGGAGCGUCGGAAGAAGGAGGCACAGGAAGCGAUAGAGGAAGAGCCGGAGCCCCAGCCAACGUCGCCUAAGGUCAACGAUGUUGGUGCGGCGGAGGCCGUCACCCCGGCCCUGACGCCUCAGGCCCCCAUUUCGUCCCCCAUCACCAGCUCUGCAGACUCCGGUGUCAGCUCCACCUACCCUGCAGAGCCGGAGGAGCCCGAGGCCGAUCAGCACAUCCAUGUCCGCCGCAACAGCCUGUCUUCUGCUAACUCUGACUGCGAAACGGACGGCGACCUGAGUUCCUCCGGUCUUCAGGACCCGCCGGAGGCCGGGGGCUUCAACGCACCCGCAACCCCUCCGACCCCCUCGACCCCUCUAACCACGCAUGCCAACACCCCCGCUGAAAACGGCCUCGCCAUCCCAGCACUUCGCUUCCCCUCGAGUAUUGCAGUUUGCAAUAACACAGAACAUGGCAGCUCAGGUCCUCCAAGCGGGUUCAACUCCCCUGUGGACAGCUACGCCUCCGAUGUAACUUCAGGCUUGAGCGACGGAUACGAAGGCCUGUCCGAGAAGAGUGAGAAAACGGCCGGGAGGCGAACGGCUGCGAAGCUGUUCAGGCGGAGGGCGCGCUCAAGGCUUCGCAUCACAGGGCUUUCUGAUAAAGUGGACCGGGUCGUCGAGUGUCAACUGCAGACACACAACGACAAGAUGGUGACCUUCAAGUUUGACCUGGACGGAGAUAACCCGGAGGACAUGGCUGCUGUCAUGGUUCGAAGUGAAUUCAUCCUGCCAUCGGAGAAGGAGGGUUUUAUUCACCGAAUGGGGGACAUCAUCAAACGGGCCGAGGCUCUGAUGUCUAAAGACCCUUCGGUUCACAACAGCGGGCACCGCCUCGCCCAGCUGGCUUCACAUGGCGUGGUCAACUCGCUGUCUUCUUCACAGCCUAAUCUGCACAGUCACUUUAUGCCUCGAACACAUUCGUCCUCUUCUCUGCCCGACUACAGUGUGGCUAGCCCCAGCGUUGGGGUGCCUGGCUCUCCCCCUUGUCCUAAUGGCGAUGUCCUGAGUUCAGACAUUACUUCAGCUGGGCGACCUCUUAUACGCUCACAGUCUUUCCACAACACCCCAGGGUCUCCUCUUCAUCAUCAUCAUCAUCAGCAGCAACGCCCGUCAUCUCUCGUGUGCCACCAACAGCACUACCAUGUACCCUACAUGGGCCAAACUCACUUCCCGUUCCCAUAUCCAGGAUCUCCAGGGUCUCCAAAGCCAGCGGGGGUGCAUUCCCCCCUCACGCGCGUAGCCAGUAACCCUACCUUUCCUUCUGUUCCCUCCCCAACACCCAGCUCUCCCAGUCCAGUGAAUGACACCCCAAGUCCCACAGUAGAAAGUGUCAACAUGUCCCCACCUGCACCACAGCCUCCCAACAUGUGGCCCCCUCACACUCAGCCAUUAUUCUCCUUAGCUAAUGUGAUCUCCAUGGCCAUGAGCAUGGCUCAGUCUUUCAUUCCCCCUCAAAACAUGCCCACUCAGGUGAUGCCCUCCUAUCCGGGCUUUCACCCCCACCUGCAAGGUCCCAUGGCUCCUCCGUCGGGUUAUCCAGCCGUCUACCCACACCAUUACCAGACUCCACCGCCGUUAGAGGUCCCUUACCCUUCAGCAGGCAUCCCAGUUCAGAACAUCUACCACAGCCCAGAACAUGCUCCGCAGAUGGACGGGCUCGGGUUUUACCAGAACAGCCAUCCACAGUGGCAGCAUCCCGCGUCUCCAGCUUCCAUGCCUUCCACUCCCCCGCUGGCCUCCCCGGAGCCCCUGCAGCAGGUCCGACCAACGGGUUCCCCCGUUCCCCAUAAGGAGGAUGGCGUUGUGGCACCGUACUCAGACCAGGUUCCACCCCAGCUUCAAAGUGGAGCAGGAGGAUCCGUGUCCAAGUCUUCAUCAGAUUCUUCCCCGUCGCCACCAGAGAGCCCAGAUAGCACUGUUUCCUCCUUCAGCAAUCAGCUACGCCCAGCUGGACUUGCAACCGGUACCAGCAGCCCGAAGCCAAAAGCCCCUUCCACUCAAUGUGAAGCCAAACCGGCACCUGUGAUGGUUGGAAGAUUCCAGGUGACGCCCAGCAUUGACGUUCUGGACUCCGCCGCCGUCCCAGGAACCGCUGCCCCACCAGCACAACAGCCAACCACCAACAACAGCACCCAGUCAGAGAGCAGCACAGAGGAGCUGGCGGGGUCUGAGUCCAGCCUCAACACCUCCCUCACCAUGUCCCCUCCUCAGCCUCACCCCCACAGAGGCCCCACGGGGGUCCUCCAGAAGGUGGAGCGGCCGGCGGGAUGGGCUUUGAGCCAGCAGCAGCAGCAUCAGCAUCAUAACCGGAACGAUGACAUAGAAGAUGAGGAGGAGGACGGCGAGGUCUUGGGCGAGCGCUCGAGGGUAAGGAAGCGGGGUCGGAGGAGGACCUGCAGCCUCAGCCUGAUGGGGACCUCGGCGGACAGCGGGCUGUCGGUGACUGCCGCUGAGAUGGAGGGGAGGCUGUGGGACGGAGCGGCGGGCAGCCCGCAGUACAGCAACGCUCUUCACAACCUGUGGUUGACAACUUACAACCGCAGCGGGCCCUACAUGAGCACCGACGACUCGGACAGCGAGGACGAAGAGAUGAUGGAGGAGCUUCAGGAACUCAGAGAAAAACACCUGUCGGAGGUUCAGGCUCUGGAGGCCGAACAGAAGCGAGAGAUCGAGGAGCUGUACGCGAGGAUGGGGAAGGUUCCUCCUCCGGGCAUCGUCUCUCCUGCAGCCAUGCUGUCCAGCCGGCAGCGCCGCCUCUCCAAAGGCAACGGAUUCCCCUCGUCCCGCAGGAACAGUCUGCAGCGCGUGGACAUACUGCCUCUCCAAGGUAUCAUCAGAAGAAACUCUCUGGGAGGCAGCAGCAGCGGCUCGCAGGAUAAACCCAGUAAAGGCGUCACUUUUGCCACCGACAUCAGUAGAAUGUAAGAACUGGGCCAAGAACUCUGAAUAUCUGGACUACCUCAUCUGAAGUGCGACUGCAAGAGGUCAAACUCCUUCAAAACCCUCUCACUGGCCACAACCGACCAACAAACCGCGCCUCUCCGUUGGUGAUCACACGUUGCCGCCCGCUGCUCACUUUACCUCACGUGCACAGAAGCCGUUACUGUUGACGCCGGAGCCGACGCAGGACCAAACCCAGUUCCCGAUCCGGUUCACGAUCACUCCCAGAGGCUCAAACUUAACUCCGCCGCAGUCCUCUGCUGAAACCGUCUCCCUCCUGAUGCAACGACGCGGUCGAGCGACGGUGCCGUGCGCCGCAGAGGCGUGUGCCGUCUUACCGUGAUGCUGACCAAGAGUGACAGUCAGAAACUGUUUUCCCCUGCUUGUCUGACUUGAUGCUGUUAAUAACACGGUAACAGAAGCCCCAGUGAGGCCGACACCAUUGCUGUACUUUAUAAUUAACUCAGCUCAUCUGCUGAAUGAACAGUGAAUGCAUUCUCAUUCAGCAGGGCGCCGGUUGUUUCCCCUUUUCUCGGGCUGAUGCGACGAAUCUAACCGCGUUGUAUUCAGAUUCGUUCAAAAAAAAAAAAAAAAGGGUACCUUUUAAUGCCUGCGUCCUGGCGGGAUGAGACGGUAUGAAAAUGUGACGCGUUAACUUUCUGUUGUACAAAUUGUCUCUCACCAAGACGAGGGAGCUGGUGCAGAGAGCAUUGCAUUAUUUUAAACGUGUGAUAAUUCUCUAGCUGGGUGAAAUUGUUUCUAAACUACUGGCUUUCCUGUCGACUGUAACAUGUGUAUAUACCUGAAUGCAUUUAUUAUAGCUCAUGUUUACAAGUUCAAAAGUAAACAAAAAUAUGUCCGGUACCAUAAAUCCUUUUUGAGCAGACAAAAAAAAAAAAAGAAGACAUGUAGGUGCAUCAAUAUAAAUUAAAAUUGAAGUAAAUUUAUUUUAGUAAUUCAAUUAAACAGAAAUACAACUCUUGAUAUAGAUUCAUUACGCACUUGUUACAGCGAAUUAACAAAGUUCUUAAUCGGAAAUUGCUUUUUCUUUAUCAAAUUGUUCUACAGUAUAACACUCAAAACUUUGAGGCUUCUUUUGCAUGAACUAAUCAAUUUGCCACAUUUUUUUUCCUUCCACCAAGUUUUCCUUAAAGAAGUUUGGAUGGUGCACUCUGAAGAGCUGCUUUGUUACCUACCGUGUGACGAGUGACAGCGACUGACAACUGUCCUGUCAGUAGUCUAAUGCGUCAUUGUGUAGGUCAUUAAAUUUUCUGAUUGGACACAUCGCAGAGUGAGCAAUGAGUCUGAGUUUAACGGUUUGAACUGAAUUACUGAAAUAAACAUUUUUGAUUUUAUUCUAUUUUGAGAUGUACUUGUUUGUGUAUUUUAUAGAUCAAGCACCUUGUGCACUUUAGCAGAAUUAUUUUUUUUUUCUCUCAAGUCGUUUUAACAACAUAUUUGUGGGUUAAAAAAAAAAAAAAAAGAAGAUCUGUCCCGCUUCGAUUCGGACUGUGCUCAAGAGUCCAAGCUGUGAAUCUGUAGCUGUUGCCUUAGACGCAGGAUUUUUUUCCCUCGGCAGACAAACUCCUGAAAUGCAUUAAAAAUGUUGAAUGUAAAUACUGUAUGUACUCGUAUUGCUUUCUGAAGCUGCUGUCCUGCCAAGCUGAAUCUGUGCCUUUCUCUUACAAUGUCUUACUUUAUAUUUUUAUUCUAGAUCAGAUUCUCUAUAUAAAUAAAUUUUAAGCAAAAUAAAUGCAACUGUAAAUA